UCCGCGCGUUCAUUGAUGCACCCAUUCCAGUGGUGUAACGGGUGUUUCUGCGGCCUGGGACUGGUUAGUACUAACAAGUCCUGCUCAAUGCCACCCAUCAGUUUCCAAGACCUUCCUCUGAACAUCUACAUGGUCAUCUUUGGUACAGGCAUCUUUGUCUUCAUGCUCAGCCUCAUCUUCUGCUGUUACUUCAUCAGCAAACUGCGGAACCAGGCGCAGAGUGAACGAUACGGAUAUAAGGAGGUGGUGCUUAAAGGGGAUGCCAAGAAGUCACAAUUAUAUGGGACCUGUGCAGUCUGUCUGGAAGACUUCAAGGGGAAGGAUGAGCUAGGUGUGCUCCCGUGCCAGCAUGCCUUUCAUCGGAAGUGUCUGGUGAAGUGGCUAGAAGUACGCUGCGUCUGCCCCAUGUGUAACAAGCCCAUCGCUGGCCCCUCCGAGGCCACUCAGAGCAUCGGAAUCCUAUUGGAUGAGCUGGUGUGAGGGCUGCCUUUACAUCAAGGCCUGGAGAAGACGUCUUGCCUCAUGGGUGCCUGGUCCCUCUGCACAGCUGCAAUGAACAAGACUGUUGGGUGAUAAUGGUCAUGCCUACCUGAAGGGAGGUAGUACAGGGCUGGUCUCCCACCAUCAGUGAGAGGCCAGACUUGCCCCUUCUUCCUGCCUCCUGAAGUCUUCUUCCCUGCUACUUAGUACUGAAAGCAUCGCCCAUCAUGACCAACGUAUCCUGGUACUGGAUGAUUUCCCUGCCUGACCCUGCUCUGGGGGAAGAAUCACCCUUGAAGCACACAGUAGAGAUAGAGACCAUAUGACCACAAAGGGAUGAGAUGGGCUCUGUCCUCCCCUGUCCCCCACUCCUUCCAUCAGAAGGUUAGAAGGGAAGGAAGAAAAGAUCAAGGAACCAAGUGCCUCCAGUGGAAGUGAGGGAGGCUCUGUAGGAAAUUAGGAAGAGCAGGGACAUAACAAAGCAAAGUCAAUGUUUACAUGGGACCUAUGGGAACAAAGGCUGGCUGGCCAGCCUGGCUACAGGGUAAGGGAGGGCCAUCCCUCCCCCUGCUAGGGUCUGCGGUGCUAUCCAUUCGCUCUCUUCCUCCGUCAAUCUCGGAGCUUCCUAGUCCACGUUGGAGUCUGAGUGCCCCUCCAGAGGAAGGGCUUGUUCUACACUCACACGGAUUUCCAGGGGCUUUUUCUAAAGGAGCAAAGGGGACCUGAGGUAGGGGGUGUCUGAAGGUGAAGGUAGCAACAGACACCUUCUUCCCCUUGUAAAUAGUAUUUUUAUACUUCAUCCUCACCAUCUCAGGAUUUAUAUAUGGAAUGGAGGGGGUGGGGGGUUCCGUUCCUCCCCAGAGUGGGUGAGGGUGGGAGAAGGUAUGUAUUUAAAGAAAAUUAAAUUUAAUAACAAGUUUCUCUAACCUUUUGGCUGUGGUUGUGGCCUGUGUCUGUUGGCUUUUUUCCACCAAUAAGGAACAAAGUUCUGUAACUGCUGCUUCUCACUUCCCCACAUUCAAAUCAAACACACACACACACACAGUUUCCUAACCCUUAAAAAGAAAAAUUGGCCAUAGAUUACUGCCUGUACAGCACAGGUUGGGACUAAUGUCAAUGUACUUUAUGACCUGAAUAAGCCAGGCUCAUUGGAUUUCUAGAAUAUUUUUAAAGAAAGUUGGUGUAUGCCACCAUACCGUUCUGCCAACUAAGACGCAGUAGAAUUCUACUUGUAUUUAAAGCUGUUGUGCUCUUAACGCAACCAAAGAGGUCUAGGUUGCUACCACGGAGGCUUGAUCUCUUUUCCCUUAUACUUUUUUCUUACCGUUAGCUGACAAUCACUGACCUACCUUACCCUAUGCCACAUCUGGAAAUAGGACUUGACAUUCGAUGCCCCUGUGCGCACUCAGAUCUUGGACCCCAUAUCAUGCCACUUUGCUCUCUGUGUCCCAAGGGGGUGAUGUGUCAAUAAUGGAUAUGCAAGAUGGAUUGAGAGUGGCAGGAACAACUGGGCUGUGGUCACCCUGCUUGGUGAAAGAGAUUAGUGCCAAUGGUCAUCCCAGGGGGCAAGCCCUGGGUACUGUGUACAGGAGAAGCGUUUGGAGUGGUGGGUCACGGGCAUGCAAGAGAUGCCCAUGUGCCCAGAGGGGCCAGGCCCAGGAGUAGGUGACACCCUCACCCCUGUAAUUGUACCAUGGAGGCUCUUGGCACAGUCGGUGCUCAGGCUGGACAGAUCUGAGGUGCAGCUGGGGCAUCUCAGGGGGGGACCUUUGCCUGAGGAUGUGCCUGUUUUUCCCAUUUCACACCUCCAGGGGUAAUUCUAUCUUCCUUAAUGCCUCUAUACGCCCUGCCUGCUGCUGCCAACCCUAUGAGGCCUGGUCUUUCCUUCAUCGGGGCACCACUUCUCCCUCUAGUCCUGCCAGCUUGCUUUAAUGUAGGAAUAAAAUGCAUUUCCUACGCAAAGCAAAGCAAAGCCCUUCCUCUAGCUCCUG
Messenger RNA from Myotis davidii, 2471 nucleotides. It is a transcript of the gene RNF122, whose product is annotated as ring finger protein 122. The coding region runs from base 16 to 480 and encodes 154 amino acids. The record is from RefSeq and is a predicted model, not a curated record. Lineage: Eukaryota; Metazoa; Chordata; Mammalia; Chiroptera; Vespertilionidae. The transcript has 6 exons.